UUAAUUUAAUUUUUUAAUUUAUAGUCAUUUUUUUUCAACAUUCUAUUCUUUUCGGUAAAAUGCAAUUGUCUCUUAUGGCUUUAAAAAAACCGUUUCGUUUUAUUAUUUCUUUAUUCUAAAAUAUUUUAUAUUUUUCUGCUCAAGGAGCAGAUGCUUCAAGAUGAGGUAUUCUGGGGACUAAUCUACCAAGUCGGAGGGCAAGUCCACAGAAUCUAUGGUGGAGGCAGAGCACCUGAUGUCAUCUGGUGGAGAUUCCCUGAUCGCCACACCGCCUCGAUAUGUCUGAUUGGUCCAAUUCCAGGAGGACGGAGGUGUCUUUGAGCAGAGAUUCGUCCAGUUGGGUGGCCUCCUCCAGGAUAACGGCCAUCACACCGAAGGGCGCCGAAAAUACAGGCGCUGAGCUGGCGGAAGGGAGCUGCCAAGGUGUGCAGCUGCAUCCUGGCCAGGGAGGGACUCGUCCACCUCUAUACCAAGCGCUGCAGCUGGAGGAGCAGGCGCAGCUGGCCAUGCCAGUGGUUGGCAUCGAAAUUAAGGGUUUUCUGGAGCUGCUUGGGGAGGAAAGUUUAAAUUUCUUGCAGGCCCUUCAGUUCCACCACAAUGCCCCUGAACUCGGCCAGAGCUUGCUCCUGGCUGACAAAGUUGGCCACCAUCAGGGCGGCUCUUUCGCGGGUCUUCAGGUCAUGGAAGCGGCAGAUCUUUAGCGGGAAAGGAACA
Molecule: messenger RNA, 714 nt
Organism: Drosophila ananassae
Lineage: Eukaryota; Metazoa; Arthropoda; Insecta; Diptera; Drosophilidae
Exons: 2
Coding region: 279-701 (140 amino acids)
Source: RefSeq, a predicted model, not a curated record